AUGGUGAAGCAGCAGGAGAAGCGCAAGCAGCGUGCUACAAGGGCCGGGAAAGCCAAGAAGCCGCGUGGCACUGGCACCGCCGUCCCCGGCGUGGUGCCGCUCCACCGCGGAGCCAGCAAUAAUAUGGCGACGCCGGCGUUCCCGUUCCCCAUGGCCGGCGUCAACGGCGGCGCACCACUCUGGAGUACUGCAGCCACGCUGGGCGCGGCGAGCAGAGCAGCGGCGUUAACGUUAUCGUCACUGCCAGCAACGGCCAGCGCCAAUAAUGGUCCCGCCGCCGCACCCUUUGUGAUCGCGCCCACACCCGGCCUGCAGCCGCCGGCGGGCGCAGCCGCAAUCAACGCCGCCGCCGCUUUAGCACUGCCGGCGGCCAGCGCUGCCACUGGCGUCAGUCCGCCCCUGGUGUUGGUGCAAGCAGGAGCAGGAGGCCAGCUCGUGCCGUUGCCGCUCCAAUUCGUCGGCUACCACCCGACGUGCCGCGCCAGCGCCGUUGGCCUGGCGGCGCCGGCCGUCGGGAUCCCGCUGGCUGCAGCCCUGGACAAGAUCGAGAACGGCGCCCUGGGGCGGAUGCUCUCGGCGCUGAUGCCGGUGUGCAACCCGCCGCUGCGGCAGCACCAGAGCAAGAGCGGCCCCCCGCCGCCGUGGUGGCCGACGGGGUCCAAGGACUGGUGGGCCACGGAGCUGCUCGCCCACCUGCACACGGUGGCGGCGCUGAUGGGCGCGCCGGCGCCGGUGCCGUUCGCGCCGAGCUACAGCCUCAAGAAGGCGCAGAAGGUGGCGGUGCUGGUCGCCAUCGUGAAGCACCUCGCGCCGGACUUCGCCCGCGUCACCGCCGCGGUGCGGCACUCCGGGAAGCUGUCCGUCUCCGAGACCGACAUGUGGCACAGCGCCCUCAACAACGAGCGCGCCAAGUGCAUGCGGCCUAUGUUCAUCGUGCUGCCGCAGCAGCAAGGUGGCGUUGGCGGCGGCAGCGCCAGCACCGACCCGAGCGCUGCUGGGAGCGUCCUCGUGCACAGCGGCAACGCGGCCUCUGAUGGCUGCGAGCUGCAGCCGAGCUGGUGGUGGAGAAAGAGCAGCGCAGCGACAGCGGGCGUCGGCGUCGGCGUCGUUUCUGCUACUGAUGCUCCGGCUGGUGGUGAUGGCAGUGAUCAGCCUGUCAACUUCCCUGCAGGCGGCGACGGCAGCACGCACAAGCAGGGUGCCGCUGCCUCGGUUGCCGCCGCACCCACUACUGGCCAUGUCCGUCAGGUAGCAGGAGGGCCGGAGAUGACGAUGCAGCCGCCUGAACAUGACGGUGGCGUUCCAGGCGAAGACGUGGCCGCCGCAGCCGAGGACGAACAAGUCCAUCCGGUGGUUGCCCCCAAUGCAGAUGCAGUGGCGGCAAUCGAGGAAGCACCGGAAGAUCGUCACUGGUGGUGCAACAGCGAGGAACUAAACCGCAUGUUCGCCGAAUUCGAAUCGUUUGGUGAUGACGUUUGGUACUAG
Miscanthus lutarioriparius is the source of this 1485-nucleotide messenger RNA. NCBI's taxonomy places the organism in Eukaryota, Viridiplantae, Streptophyta, Magnoliopsida, Poales, Poaceae. The record is from the annotation of a GenBank genome assembly.